AUGGUCCGCAAUCUCGUUCUGCUGGGGGGGAACUCCCACCCUCAGCUCACAGACAGCAUUGGCAACAUUCUCGGCAUCCCUACCUGCAGCCGAAUUCUUACCAAGUUUUCUGGUGGUGAGAGCCGCUGCGAGAUCAAGGACUCUGUACGCGGCAAGGAUGUGUACAUUGUCCAGUCCGGGUCCGGCAGCGUCAACGACAACCUCAUGGAGCUCUGCAUCAUGAUCUCAGCCUGCAAGACUGGCUCGGCUAAGCGCGUUACGGCCGUCGUGCCUCUCUUCCCUUACUCUCGACAGCCCGACUUCCCGUAUAACAAGUCGGGGGCUCCCCUGUCCAGGAACCACGACUCGUCCUCCCGCAAGGACUACACCUUUGAGAGCGUCCCCGCCACCCCACGUCCCGGCCGCGGUAACAACAAUCCUGGAAUCCUCAACGGGGUCAAUGGCCUUGCCGAGAAGCUCUCCAAGGCUGCCAUUGCCGAAAACGCUUCUGAGGAAGCAUCUGGAAGCAAUGGCGAUAGCAACAACAGGAGAUCCGAUACCAUUUCCAGCAUCGGCUCCACCACCAGCCGCUACAACAACGAGCCCUCCUUCACCACUCACGACUACGAGAAGCCGGCCCACGCCGCUGCCUUCCAGGCAAAGCCCGGCUACAAGCAGUGGGUCGCCUUGGCGGGAACUCUUGUCGCUGAUCUCCUCACCUGCGCCGGUGCCGAUCACAUCAUUACCAUGGACCUCCACGACCCCCAGUACCAGGGUUUCUUCGACAUCCCCGUCGACAACCUCUACGGCAAGCCCCUUAUCCAAAACUACAUCCGGCAGAAUAUCCCCGACUUCCGCGAUGCCGUUGUCGUCUCCCCCGAUGCUGGAGGUGCCAAGCGUGCUUCUCUCAUCCGAGACAGCCUCAACAUUGAUUUUGCGCUGAUCCACAAGGAGCGCCGCCCUAUCAAGUUCACUGAGCAGCGCAAUGCCAGCAUGAUGCUGGUUGGCGACGUGGCCAACCGUGUCUGCAUCCUCGUUGACGAUCUGGUUGACACGGGAAACACCAUCACACGUGCCGCCAAGCUUCUCAAGCGCGAGGGAGCCACCAAGGUCUACGCCCUCGUCACCCACGGUGUCUUCAGCAGCGACUCCAUCUCUCGUCUCAACGCCUCGGCCAUUGACAAGAUCAUUGUCACCAACUCUGUGCCCCAGGACGAGCACCGCCGCAUGUGCCCCAAGCUCGAGGUACUCGACAUCUCCCCCGUUUUUGCCGAGGCUAUUCGCCGUGUCCACCACGGAGAGUCUAUUAGCGUCCUCUUCCAGUACACCUAA
Molecule: messenger RNA, 1311 nt
Organism: Geosmithia morbida
Lineage: Eukaryota; Fungi; Ascomycota; Sordariomycetes; Hypocreales; Bionectriaceae
Product: ribose-phosphate pyrophosphokinase
Exons: 2
Coding region: 1-1311 (436 amino acids)
Biological process (GO): 5-phosphoribose 1-diphosphate biosynthetic process; purine nucleotide biosynthetic process
Cellular component (GO): ribose phosphate diphosphokinase complex; cytoplasm
Molecular function (GO): ribose phosphate diphosphokinase activity; magnesium ion binding
Source: RefSeq, a predicted model, not a curated record